Messenger RNA from Prorocentrum cordatum, 1305 nucleotides. Lineage: Eukaryota; Dinophyceae; Prorocentrales; Prorocentraceae. The record is from the annotation of a GenBank genome assembly.
AUGGUUUUUUCUUGGCAGCCGGUUUUGCGCCACUCGGCUGAGGACAUUCGGUUCCCCUCGCCGAAGAUCACCACUCAUAAAAUGAAACACGUAAAGCACACCACGAAAGCCGAGGACGCGUUCGGCACCAACCUAUGCCGCGAGUGGGAAUGCAACAAGGGCGAUACGUACCUUCUUGAGGUGGGCGAGGCUUGGACGUGCACGCGUUGGGGAAAAGACGGUUGCUCUAAGACGUUCACUGUGAUUCCCGACGAGGCCUCUGGCAAGAUCUGGUGGGGACACAGGGCAUCGUUCUACUGCGAGGUCGGCGUGGAGGCGAACAGCGACGUCCUGAUCUGGUGCAGGCCAGGCGCACGGACCCCGCGCUUCGUCUGGCGGGCGAAGCCAGGCGCAACGCGCUCGCCGAGCUGGCGGUCGGAGUCCACCGGCUCGGGAGGAGACAGCACGGCCGAGCUCUCCUGCCGCUCGUCCUCCAGGCCGGGUUCCGCGGAGAAGAUACGGAAGCCGCGGCCCCCGUGGCGCCCGCGGGAGGACGGCGCGGAGCAGGGCGACGGGGCGGGGGACCAGCCGUGCGAGAAGUUGGCCGGCAAGAGGAGCGGGUGUGGCCGUGGCGCGGUGGUGGAGGGCGGGGCGCUCACAACAGCAGAUGUGCCCACCUGGCGCGCUGGCGCCGACCGCCCGGAGGAGUUCGGCGGCCCUGGCGAGCUCCCGCGCGCGGAGGCAGUCGCGGCGUCGAGACAUCCGCAGAAGCGGCUGGUGAACAUCGCGACGAAAAAGGAGCUCGAGGAGGAGCAGAUUCAGGCGGCCGCGGGGAAGCCGAGGAGUGCUUCAAGUGCGGCGUCGCCUCGCGUGGCUGAUCGUGCAGAAGCAAGUCGCCAGGCACACAGCAGGCCGAGGCUGCCAGAGGGCUUCCUGCCGCCGCCCGGCCUCGAGCCCCCGCAAGCCGCCCUCCACGAGGCGUCCGAGUCCUCGCCACCGGGCUCGCCGAAGGGUACCUCGGACGACGAGACCAGGGCCGGCUCCGACUCCUCGCACGCCAGCGACAUCAACCGCGGGCCGCUGGACGGCAGUUGGUUCGACAGCUGCGGCAAAGUAGGCACCAUCGCAGGAUCAGUGAUGCACUGGGCCCACCACCCCGACGACAGCGAUGGAGCUACGGAGGUGGUUCUCAGGGGUGCCACCGUCCACAUGACCUUCCUCGGGCAGAUGCUCAGCGGGGUCCUGCGGGGCGAGCAGAUCAUCUGGUCCAAGAGCGACGUGUGGCGGAGGGUCGAGCCCGAGCCCCAGGCCAGGAUCUUGCAGUAG